Aspergillus welwitschiae is the source of this 1983-nucleotide messenger RNA. RefSeq lists its product as uncharacterized. Bases 419 to 1783 code for a protein of 454 amino acids. Gene Ontology annotation, biological process: protein homooligomerization. NCBI's taxonomy places the organism in Eukaryota, Fungi, Ascomycota, Eurotiomycetes, Eurotiales, Aspergillaceae. The transcript has 4 exons. The record is from RefSeq and is a predicted model, not a curated record.
GUUGGAUCACGAUGUGAUUCAACUGGUGCUCUCGCCAGCUCACGGCUGAGAUUUUUGCAUAUAACUGUCGUCUUUGUCCUCCUGAGCUGGACUGAAAUCAUCAAUUUCUCUUGUUCAGAACUGGUCCGAAUGGGAGCAGUCGACCGUGUGCACAACAACUCCAAAUUGUGACUUUGUGGUUCCAUUUCCUUAUAGAUUUUACUAUACAUCUUUUGAGAAGCGAGACCGUUGUAUUACAGACCUCCUGGAGAGGCCACUCCUAUAUCCGACCGUGCAUCUUGGAUAGAGGAACCCCCUGCAGGCCCGGUCAUACCUGCCGCACAUUCCACGUUGAGCAUUUACGCCUGCGUGGGUUGAACACGUCUGAUUCAGUCCCAACGAGGCCUCUAUCCUCGGAAGAUCAUCUUCACAGUCCACAAUGUCGAGUGAAGUUGGUCGACCGACGCUAAGUCAAUCUCCCAGCAAUGGGCGUCCCAAAUGCACCCUUCCUCUAGAGAAGGUGUUUUCAAUCCAGAUAGGAACUGAGCUCUUCCGUCUUUCGGGAGCUUCGAUUGCUUCCGAUGCCCCGUCAUACUUUUCCCGCUUCUUCGAAGAACAGCUUCGCCUGAACGGAGACAGCUCCAAUGUCAGGACCCUAUAUAUCGACCGGGAUCCUACCACGUUUCAGGAGAUUGCCAGGCAUCUGCAAGGCUACCAUAUACAGCCCAAAGAUGGGCCGCAGUUCGUCAAGUUCUUCGCGGAUGCCCAAUUCUAUAGCCUUCCUCGAUUGAUCUCCCAGCUGUUCGAGUCGGAGAUCUUCAUCCGUAUUGGCGGCCACAACUUCCAGAUUCCUCGCGAUAUCUUCUCCAGCCCAGGGGAUUCGCCGAAUUUCUUUACACUGGGAUUCGCCGCCUUCUUCGCCUCGCCACUGGAAGUAUUUCCCGGGCUGGACCGUCAAGGCCUCCUACGACCUCCAGCCAUCACCCCACCCAGCGUCCCCAGCCGCUCGGGGGAGGUCUUUGCGCAGCUCCUCCAUCUCCUUCGCGGAUAUCCUCUGGAUAUUCGAAACGAAGCGCAUCGUGCAGAGCUCCUGCGGGAUUGCCGCUACUUCCAUCUGCGGGGCCUGGAGCAGCAGCUCAUACCACACCAUAUCAGCUUCAAUCCGAUCCGCAAACGGGACGAGAUUGUCAUCCGUCUCGAAGACGUCCGUCGGUCGGGCAUCGACGUAGACGACAUCCCUCUUCCUCCCGGCCACAGUCAGGCUGACGCCAUGUCUGCAGCCUUGGUCACUUACUCUCGCCCGUUUGUCGAUGAUAAGAAGUACGAUCUGAUCCUCGAGAUAGGGGACGAAAGCACCAUCCUUGACAUCACCAGCAGACGUCCCACCUUUUUGGGCGCCACAAAAGCCCGCGUGAGCAGCCUUCUGCAGGUGAUAGCGGGCAAGAAGGGAGACCAGAACCGACCAGCGGGACAAAAGGAGAGUGCACCGGAAGACCGUCUGUGGGCCUCUCUCUCCAUGGAUACCGACAUGACAGUCGAUGGGGAAAGGGAGUAUUUCCCCGACAUUCUCCGGGAGAGCAUGUCGGGGUCGGAAAGUUUGUUGGAGGAGCCGUCGAGGAAGCGCAAGCGCGUUGAAGAGGCUUCCAUUAAUCGUCCAUGGAUUGUGCGCAACGGACAGUGGCGGCUGUGCAUGCAACCGAGGGCCAAGGGAGAUGGGAUGGAUAUCGUCAUGAUUGCAGUGAAGUUGGAGGUGUUUACGUUGCAAAGGACGCGCAAUAAGCAGAGGAAGUUCCUUUCGUCUUGAUCGUUCUAUACCUAUACAUUACUUUGCUUUUAAUGCUGUACAUGUCCGUUUACUCUACUUUAUGAUAGACUCAUGACUCUCAAUCCGAGAAUCCUUCCCACUCGUCCUCCCCAUUUUCUUCAUCCUCGUCCUCAUCCGCAUCCACCUUCUCAUCCUGAAUCUCCUUACUCUCCCCAUCCUCAUCCCCAUCUCUCACAAAC